Messenger RNA from Stegostoma tigrinum, 2977 nucleotides. Its product is annotated as probable G-protein coupled receptor 139. The transcript is spliced from 2 exons. Bases 43 to 1002 code for a protein of 319 amino acids. Gene Ontology annotation, cellular component: membrane. Gene Ontology annotation, biological process: G protein-coupled receptor signaling pathway. NCBI's taxonomy places the organism in Eukaryota, Metazoa, Chordata, Chondrichthyes, Orectolobiformes, Stegostomatidae. Gene Ontology annotation, molecular function: G protein-coupled receptor activity. The record is from RefSeq and is a predicted model, not a curated record.
CAGAGCUUGACACGGCUGGACAUUGUGAUUUUUUUUUUGAGCAUGUAUGAGUAUUUUGUUGACUAUGUCUACGCUUUUUAUUACCCUGUCCUGGCAGCUAUUGGUGUUCCGGUGAACUUAGUAACGAUCUGGAUUCUAUCCCAGGGAAGGUGUGGUCUUUCUAAAUGCAUCACUUUGUACUUAAUGGCCAUGGCAGUGGCUGAUCUGUUGGUGGCAAUUACAGAAGUGAUACUGAAUCGCUCUGUUUCCUUUUACUUCCCAAAAAAUUCCCUAAAAACAACACCAGGGUGCAGCACUCUCAUUGUCCUGAUCUGUGCAGUGAGGGACACUUCUGUCUGGUUAACAGUCGCUUUCACACUUGAUCGAUUCAUAGCGAUUUGUUGCCAAAAACUGAAAUUAAGAUAUUGCGUCCCGAGGACAGCAGCUGUGGCAAUGACAGUGGUAACUCCUGUGUUUUUUCUGAAGAACAUUCCCUGGUUUUUCAGCUUCGAACCGGUCUACAUUAUUGACAACAUACCAUGGCAGUGCCAGUCAAAACCCAUAUUUUACACGUCGCAUGUCUGGGUUGCUUAUGAUUGGCUCCAUCGGAUCCUAAACCCAUUCUUGCCGUUUUUCUUUAUUUUGCUUUUUAAUGCUCUGACAGUCAGACACAUUUUAUUGGCUAAUAAAGUGCGAAAAGGAUUGUUAUCCAAACAAGGAGGAGAACAGGUGGAUGUGGAAAUGGAAAAUCGGAGGAAGUCCAUGAUUUUACUCUUUGCCAUAUCGGGUAGCUUUAUUGCCCUGUGGAUGCCCUAUGUCAUUAAUUUCCUUCAUUACCGAAUUGCAAAGACCUAUUAUUACACAGACGCAAAUGCUCCUGGCUAUAUUCUCCAGCAGAUGGGUUAUCUGUUCCAACUUUCCAGCUGCUGUACAAACACCUGCAUUUAUGUUGUAACUCAGGCGAAAUUCAGGGAGGAAUUGAAGAAGAUGUUCAGAACUCCAUGUCAGCUCUUUGUUAAAUAACCUGAAUAAAAUACAGGAGUCAGUCGAGAACUAACUCAUUUGGUAAACGGCGCACAUUCUGUCUGUGGCACAGAGUCUGAACGCAAAUAUCAUUUUGUAACUAUAUAGUUUGAUUCUUGGCCAUACACAUUGGAACUGUGAGGUCUAUCAUCACAGAGACAUCGGGGUCUACAGCACCGAAAAAGACCCUUCAGCCCAUCAAGCCUGUGUUGGUCAAAAACAAGCACCAAAUCAUUCUAAUCCAUCAUGUGACAUCUUUACCAAUCUUGGUUACAAUCUGCAGUAAUAUCAAAUGUAACUUAAUUGCAGCCCAAGCACAUUCCUUUAUUGACACAAAAAUCUUCCUCUGGUAACAGAAUUUAGAACUGUUUUAAUACAGCUCAUGGAAUCCAUAUUCUAGGAGGGAAGUAAUAGCAGUGGAGAGGAAGUUGAGGAAAUUUACUGGGAUGUUCCCUGGGCUGGAGAGUUUCAGUUAUUAGGAAAGAUUGGAUGAACUGGGAUUGUUUUCCUUAAACCAGAGGAAAUUGAGUAGGAACAUGAUUGAGGUGUAUAAAAUUAGGAGGGUCAAGGGUAGAGAUGACCGGAAGGAACUUUCUCCUCCCAGGUGAAAGAAUUAAUGAUCAGGGGCAUAGAUUUAAGGUAAGUGGCAGGUGAUUUAGAAGGGAUGUGAGCAAAGAUUUUUUUCACCCAAGAUGAGGUGCGAAUCAUUGUCUGGAAGGGCGUUAGAGACUGAAGUCCUCAUAAUGUUGACGACAUUUCUGGAUGUGCACUUGUAUUGCCAAAGCAUACAGGUCUAUGGACCACAUUGUGGAAAAUGGGAUUAAAACAAUUAAAUGAUAGUUUAUGACCGAUGUGGACAUUAGAACAUUACAGCACAGUACAGGCCCUUCGGCCUUCGAUGUUAAUUGAUAUGGAAUUGAUGGGCUGAAAUGCCUUUUAUUGCACUGUGGGCACAAUAGAAAGUGCAUUGUUUCUUGAUCCGCUCUCCACAAGAACAACUCAUUAACUCUGUCUCCCCCAGCAUUUUCUCAAUAGACCUGCAUUUCUAAAGAUCCAUUGCAUUUCAAUUCAGACCAUCCCUUGCUGUAGGCAGGACUGUCCACAUCUCAUGCGACUGCUGCAUUGAAACAAUUUUCCCUUGCAUGGAAUUGAGCUUUCUACCAUUCUCUUGAAAUCAGGCAUGACUGGUUUUCCAACCCUCCAUUCCAGGGGACAAUGUUUUCCUCAACACUUCCACCCUGCUCCUGAUCCCACUUGAAUUAGAACAUAGAACAUAGAACAUAGAACAUAGAACAGUACAGCACAGAACAGGCCCUUCAGCCCACGAUGCUGUGCCGACCAUUGAUCCUCAUGUAUGCACGCUCAAAUUUCUGUGACCAUAUGCAUGUCCAGCAGUCUCUUAAAUGACCCCAAUGACCUUGCUUCCACAACUGCUGCUGGCAAUGCAUUCCAUGCUCUCACAACUCUCUGUGUAAAGAACCCGCCUCUGACAUCCCCUCUAUACUUUCCUCCAACCAGCUUAAAACUAUGACCCCUCGUGUUUGCCAUUUCUGCCUGGGAAAUAGUCUCUGGCUAUCAACUCUAUCCAUGCCUCUCAUCAUUCUGAAUGCUUUGAUCAAAUCUCCUUUUAGUGUUCCCAGGAAAACAGCUCCAUCUCCUCAAAUAUAUCCAGGAAUGAAUUCUUCUAAAACCUCACAGCACACUCUCCGAUGAUUUUGCAUCCUUUCUGUAAUGUGUUGCCCAGAUUGAGACACUAUACUACAGUUGAGGUCCUUAAUGUACAAGUUCAUCACAAAGACUUUGUUUUCCAUUCUCUAUUCACUUAUGCUGAAAGCACAUGACACCACAAACUCUAUUCACUGCUUUCUCAACAUGUCACGUCACCUUUUAUGGUUUGUGUUCAGAUCCCUGGCAUUCUCUGACACUGCACUCAACUUGGAAUUACAUGCUUUUGUUUAAUCUUGCCUCCCCUUGU